UAAAAAUGCCAUUCUCCUGCCAAUAUCCCGGCUGUAAUCGUACAUACUUACGGAAGGAACACUUGAAACGGCAUACAAUAUCGCAUGAGCGGCCAAAAGAGUUCACAUGCGAACAAUGUGGCUCUAGACUAUCUCGAACAGAUACUCUUCGUCAUCACAUGGCUCUACACGGAGUAGUUCUCCCAUCUGCCCGUGCUCCCCAAGCCUGUCUGCCAUGUCGCCGGGCCAAGGUAAGGUGCGAUGGCCAGAGCCCAGCAUGCUCGGGCUGCGUGGCGAAAUCGAUAACAUGUGUUUGGCACGUUCCAAAUAACAAGCGACAACAGCCCCGUGAACACCCUACCUCCAUGGCGCCAGCUUCAUCUGCUCAUGUAUCAACAGAGCCUUCCUUUAUGGAGGACUCAGAAUGCGUCGACGAAGAUGACCCGUGCGGCCUCACGAAUGAUGAGCAGCAUUCCACGGCACUCACUGCCCCAGCACCGGAAUGUCCGGGUAAAGUUGCCAUGUAUGACAAAUUGAUCGCGGUCUACUUUGAGAAGUUCCACCAUCAUUGGCCGAUCGUCCAUGAGAAGAGCAUCCGUUUGCGAAACGUGCCGCAAGUGCUCGUGAAGACCGUGGUCACUAUUGGUUUGUACUUGACAGAUAAUACUGAGGCACAAAACAUGGCGAAAAAGACCCUCGAAGGUUUUCUUCAUCAAUCCGGCAACGCACUGCUAUAUAGACAUAUUACUGACAAAUCUGGCAUAUUAUCUUCUCCGGAAUCCCAUCCGGUAUCCCAUCCGGUAUCCCAUCCAAUGUUUUAA
Fusarium oxysporum Fo47 is the source of this 800-nucleotide messenger RNA. RefSeq names its product C2H2 type zinc finger domain-containing protein. The transcript has 3 exons. Gene Ontology annotation, molecular function: DNA-binding transcription factor activity, RNA polymerase II-specific; zinc ion binding. The record is from RefSeq and is a predicted model, not a curated record. Gene Ontology annotation, biological process: regulation of DNA-templated transcription. Lineage: Eukaryota; Fungi; Ascomycota; Sordariomycetes; Hypocreales; Nectriaceae. The coding region runs from base 6 to 800 and encodes 264 amino acids.